Messenger RNA from Acanthoscelides obtectus, 411 nucleotides. The record is from the annotation of a GenBank genome assembly. NCBI's taxonomy places the organism in Eukaryota, Metazoa, Arthropoda, Insecta, Coleoptera, Chrysomelidae.
AUGGUUCAGAUGAACUCCAAAUCCAGCCCUGAUUUCAAGUCAUCACACGCAGUAGGUUCUGGAUUUAUUUGCGGCGACUGCGGAAGAACCUACAAGCUGAAGAGCUCACUGAGGAACCACAGAAAGUGGGAGUGUGGGAAAGAACCUCAGUUCAAGUGCUCCCAUUGCAGCUACAAGGCCAAACAGAAGAUGCAUAUGCUCAGACAUAUGGAGCGGAUGCAUAAGGACGUCGAAAUGCCGAAUUACGGAGAUAAUUCUGGGAUUCCAGAAGACCUUGAGAAGGAGUUGAGCAGCAGGGGUAUCACUUAUACCACUAGCAAAGCGAUGCAUGGAAGUGAGGUUGAGAAUGUCUUGAAAUCCAGUUCUAAUGGUUCCGUAGCUGUUAAGGGUACAAGGAAGAGCGGUAUUUAA